AUGCCGCUGAACACGACCAACUUCCUGGUAUCGCAGGGAUGGGAGGGUGUGGGCGUUCCUCUCGACGGAAAAGCAGGCAAAGGUCUCAAGAAGCCGCUCGCCAUCACCCAAAAGAAGACUCUCUCCGGUAUUGGCAAGGAUCGAGAUCGCGCCGAUGAUUGGUGGAACAGCAUCUUUACUGCGGGAGCUAAGAGUCUCUCGAUUGGACCAUCACCGGCCUCGUCUGGCGCAUCGACACCUACCCUCGACAAGACAAAGGCCUCUACCGGCACCACCUCUUGGGACAUGGGUGAGAGAUCCGCUGCAUCCACCACCAUGUCGCUCUCCUCGCUCGCCAAGCGCGAGCACGCCAGAAAGACGCUCAUGAGCAGUUUUGUUCGCGGAAAGCCCAUCGUACCCACUGUUGAGCCUCUCGUCGAGUCUGCGAAACCAGUCCCUGCUGUCUUACCCCCGAAAGCCAAGAGCGCUGAAGUGGUCGCCGCAUCGGACGCGGAGGUCAACGCCGCUGUUGACAUUGCAGGAGCAUCUUCAACAUCGUCCGAAAACAGGCCACAAUCCAAGGCAAAGUCAAAUGAUGACGCUAAGGACGCAGAAAGGCUCGCACGAAAGCUUGCCAAGAAAUCACUUCGCAAGCAGCUCAAAGACUCCAACAACCCAUCAGCCGCCGGUGUCGCCUCAGACGCGGACUCGGCUCCGUCAAAAAGCAAGGGCAACACGUCGCGGAAAGACAAGAAGGACAAGACGGAGAAGAAAUACAAGGAGGGCUCCAAGGACAAGGACGAAAGUAAGCAACGCAAGAAGGAAAAGAAGCGCAAGGUCAACGAAGCUGGCUCUUCGUCUACAGAAGGUUCCGUUUCAUCGUCCACGAAGCGCAAACGAGAUUCAGCCACAGAUUCUAGCGUAGACGAUCCUGUUUCUGACAAGAAGCAGAGAUCAGAAAAAACGAGCAGCAAGGACGACCAGAAGGACAAGAAGAAGAAGAGAGACAGCAAGGACAAGAAGCAGAAGAAGGAAGAGAGCGAGAAGAGUGAGAAGGAGAAGAAGGAGAAGAAGGAGAAGAACAAGAAGAACAAGGAAGAGUAG
Messenger RNA from Sporisorium graminicola, 1083 nucleotides. RefSeq lists its product as uncharacterized. The record is from RefSeq and is a predicted model, not a curated record. Bases 1 to 1083 code for a protein of 360 amino acids. NCBI's taxonomy places the organism in Eukaryota, Fungi, Basidiomycota, Ustilaginomycetes, Ustilaginales, Ustilaginaceae. The transcript has a single exon.